Messenger RNA from Prunus dulcis (almond), 1588 nucleotides. RefSeq lists its product as uncharacterized. Gene Ontology annotation, molecular function: peptidyl-prolyl cis-trans isomerase activity. The transcript is spliced from 5 exons. Gene Ontology annotation, biological process: protein peptidyl-prolyl isomerization. The record is from RefSeq and is a predicted model, not a curated record. NCBI's taxonomy places the organism in Eukaryota, Viridiplantae, Streptophyta, Magnoliopsida, Rosales, Rosaceae. Bases 202 to 1218 code for a protein of 338 amino acids.
UCAGGUGGAACCGAACGAAAAUAAGGCUAACGUGUCACCAAAUGCUAGUAACGCUUGUUCCAUCAUCGUCACAGAAUCUAAGAGCGCCCUCUUGUUCAUCAUGCACUUAUCAAUCUCAUCAAAUUUCCCGAACCAACAACAUGAACCCAAAGAAUUAAGCUGAAUAGUUUCUGGGUUUUUCAUUUCAUUCCAUAAAAUCAAAUGGGUCGUAGGCAGAGCGACUCAGAACUCGGCCGGUUUGCAUUUCUGGCCCUUUUCUUGAUGGGUGCAAUCUUCUGUUGCAUGGUGUAUCUUUUCCUGUCUAUGGUCUCAAACCCCAAUAGCAUAACUGUUGAUUCGGUUUCAGAGUUGGGUGAGAAUGGCCUUGAAGUUGCAUUGGGGAGUGAAGAAGAAGAUGGAGAAGAUGGAGAAUGUUGUGGAGGGAUUGAGCAUUUGGAGCUUUGGGGUGAUGCUGUGAAAUGGGGUUCUCAGUUUAAGGUCAAUUCUUCUGAAGAAUGCUGCAUGGCUUGUAAAGCUAUGUGUGGAGAUCAAGGUGGGCCUUGUUUGUGUGAUAGUUGGGUGUUUUGUGGGAACAGAGUGGCUUGUGGACUUAGAUUUGGUGAGUGUUGGUUAAAGAAACAAAAGGAUACCUUGGAGCCUGAUCGGAAAGACUCAGGUGAUCUAGUUAUGUGGACUUCUGGAUUCAUCUUUGGAGAAAGAGAGGGUAUAGUUGGUUUGGAAACAGAAUAUGGUGUUCUUCGCAUAAAGCUGUUUCCUGAUUGUGCCCCACAUUCUGUUGCCUAUAUUCUUGAGAUGUUGCAAGUACCUCAUUAUGCAGGUUGCCACUUUUAUCGUGCAGAAGACCGUGGAAGUUUUUGGGACUCACUAGGAAACCAUGUAGAAAAUGCUCCAUUUGGCCCGCCUUUCGCAUUAAUACAAGGAACACUUGAAGCGCAUGGGAUCAUAUUUAAGAAUAUUCCAACAGAGGUCUCUCAUGCUGUCAGAAGAGGAUCAGUUGCCUGGAUUGAUUCCGGCCCGGAAUUCUUCAUCAGCCUUGCGAACCAUUUUGAGUGGAAAAAAGCGUACACCGUGUUCGGUUCUGUUCUUCCGGAAGACAUGGAAAUUGCGGAGAAAAUUGCCCAGCUUCCAUCCAAACAGGAGGUCUGGAGUAGCAUUAACGUCUCUGUCUUGGAGAGACCCGUUGAUUUAUGGGUCCGAAGAAUCAAGUCGAACUCAUGACAUUGCAAAGUCAAGUAAGAACAUAAAUGCAGAUCCAAGUCGGCUAUAGUUAAAGACUUCUCUCCAAUGUACUCAGAUCAUGCUAAGUUUCAUGCUGCUUUCUCAGGCUAUUAAAAUACAAGGCAGCAAAGAAGAUCUAUUAUAAAAUACUACGGUAGUACGGCCAAGUGGUACAUCUUGUACACAUGUUAUAAUAUAAGUGGAUAUUUAUAGAUACUACACGUGUACAAGAUGUACCACGUGGCCAUACUACCUUAGUAUUCUAUAAUUUCUCAUAUAUGAAUUCCUCUUUACUAGGUAGAUUUGUUUCCUGUUAAAUUUGUAGAAAACAAAAAAUUCCCAUAAAUUGAUUCUAUAAUUUUGACGAUUA